This is a messenger RNA of Achroia grisella, 1518 nucleotides long. Its product is annotated as cytochrome P450 6B2-like. Gene Ontology annotation, molecular function: oxidoreductase activity, acting on paired donors, with incorporation or reduction of molecular oxygen; heme binding; monooxygenase activity. The record is from RefSeq and is a predicted model, not a curated record. Bases 1 to 1518 code for a protein of 505 amino acids. The transcript has 2 exons. Lineage: Eukaryota; Metazoa; Arthropoda; Insecta; Lepidoptera; Pyralidae.
AUGAACUUAACUUUGAUACUGUUUCUAAUAUUUGUGUUCAGUUUUAUUUAUUAUUACUUCACAAGAACAUUCAAUUAUUGGAAGGAUAGAGGCAUUCCUGGACCCAAACCAAUUCCUUUAUUCGGUAACGUAAGGAAUGGUGCACUUCGUCUUGAAAAUCACGGUGAAACUAUUGCUAAUAUUUAUCAACAAUAUCCAAAUGAAACAGUUGCUGGUCUGUUCAGAAUGACCGCUCCUACUCUGCUAAUCAGAGAUCUGGAGAUAAUCAAGCAUAUCAUGAUAAAAGAUUUUGAGAAAUUCUCUGAACGUGGCAUCAACUUCAGCAAUGAUGGUCUUGGAUCAAAUCUUUUUCAUGCUGACACUGAAACGUGGAGACAGCUUAGAAAUCGUAUGACACCAUUAUUUACAUCUGGGAAAUUAAGAAACAUUAUUCAUUUAAUGACAGAACGGGGAGACGUGUUUAUUAAAUUUAUUGAGAUUAUUACAGUUAAUCAAGCUGAACAUAAAAUAUAUACACUUAUACAAAGAUAUACCAUGUCUACUAUAGCAGCCUGUGCAUUUGGUAUAGACAUUGAUGAUAUUUCAGAUAAUAAUGUGAUGGUUAAAACCUUGUUCAGAUUAGAUGAUGAAAUAUUCACACGAACCUUUGCCUACGAAUUGCUUUUAAUGUUUCCAAAUUUAUUUAAGAAUCUCAAUUUGUCUGUUUUUUCAAAGUAUGUAACUGAUUUCUUUUGUAAAUUAACAGACUCAAUAAUAAACGAAAGACAAGGUAAACCCACAGAGAGAAGAGACUUUAUGGAUCUAAUUUUGGAAUUGAGGAAACAAAAAGAAAUUCUAUCAACUACAAGUAAUGACGGUGACAAACAAAUAAAUUUAGAGAUUUCAGAAAGUGUUAUUGCAUCGCAAUCUUUUGCAUUUUUCGCAGGAGGAUACGAAACUAGUGCUACUACAGUGACUUACAUGUUAUAUCUAUUGGCGAAAAACCCACACAUACAAGAGAAACUGCUUCAAGAAAUAGAUAAAACACUCGAGAACAAUAACGGUAAAUUAACAUAUGAAAUAAUCAGUGAUAUGACUUAUUUACGUAUGGUUUUUGAUGAGACGCUCCGUUUAUUUCCUCUGGUCGAGCCGUUACAACGCAGUGCAAGAGCAGACUACAAAAUACCUGGAACCGACAUGGUUAUAGAAAAAAAUCAGAUAGUAUUAAUUACACCUUAUGGUAUUCAUCACGAUCCUAAAUAUUAUCCAAAUCCAGAAGUGUUUGAUCCAGAGAGAUUCUGUCCUAAAGCUUCUGCAGCGAGGCACCCAUGUGCUUAUAUGCCAUUUGGAGUAGGACCGAGGAAUUGCAUUGGCAUCCGCUUCGCUAAAUUGCAGUCCAGUAUCUGUAUUAUCAAGUUUCUAUCAAAAUUCCGGGUUGAGCCAUCUAAGAACACGCUGACAGAAAUGAAGUUUGAUCCCCAGAAGGCCGUUAUGUCGCCACAUGGUGGGAUCUUUGUGAAUAUAAUGAAGAGGAAAUAA